Aspergillus ibericus CBS 121593 is the source of this 4593-nucleotide messenger RNA. Its product is annotated as DUF3638 and DUF3645 domain-containing protein. The record is from RefSeq and is a predicted model, not a curated record. The transcript has a single exon. The annotation marks the transcript as partial. NCBI's taxonomy places the organism in Eukaryota, Fungi, Ascomycota, Eurotiomycetes, Eurotiales, Aspergillaceae.
GGGAAGCUUCCCGCCGAUAUUCGUGACUCGGAGACGCUGAAAGCACUGUUUGGCAACCAGAGACUAAUCGCUUUUCCUUCCAACCAACCUGGAAUGAGUUACGCAUUAGCACUCCAAAGAGAGGGCCAUCAAAUUCAUCUGGGAUAUCGAGGCAAAGAUCUGGUCAUUCGAGCCUGCAAGGCUGACAUGGUCUUGGAACUUGUCCCCCGCUCGGUGUUUGAUAAUGGCCGAAGCAUUGAUCUGCCCACUCCUUUGGUCCAUGAUUGCGUGCACUGGCUCGAUCUGAGGUCCGGGAUUAUAGAGGCUAGACGGUCACCCGCCAUUUGGAAAGAGAGAGCUGGGAAUUGGAAGAUCCAUGUUCGAACCCGAAAGGCGCAACGUGGGAGUUCCCUCCUGGUUGAUCCCCAUUCCCGGCUGGCUGCGUCGAUUGCCAAGAUCUUCAUGCAUUUUGAGCAACCAUCAAUGCUGACCAUUUAUCAACCUGCCGUCUUUACUCUCUCGGUUGAGUUAAAGCGCAUGAAUCUCAGCUUCCAUGUGAAUAUGCAGAAGCGGCUCCUGCAGUGCAAGCAGCUGGCCGCAGAGAUUGAUCCCAAUCAAGAUGCUGGCACGUGGUAUGGUCUACAGAGUAUGCUGGUGCUGCGAAAUGUCCACAAUCGCUCUCAGCGUAGUGUUAUUACAACGCUGGGGAAGAUUGAAUACCGACGACAGGGUAUCCAUGUCCUUGUGCGGAAAGGAAACAAUGGUGACUACGGGAGGUAUCGGAUUGACGAUGUUCUUGGUCGGCUCCAGGGUUCUGCAGACCCCCUGCAGCUGUACACCAAGGCCCAGCUGCAUGCCUACACCUCGUUCACGCUUCCCGAUUUACUGACAGGCCGGACCGGAACCGAAGAGGCGUUAGCUUGUUUGGGAUCCGCCUAUUCUCAACCAUGGACCCCGUUGAGCCAAAACAUCGUGGACCUGCUUCAGACAAUUUCACAUCUUACACCGUUGCGACAGUAUUAUCCAAAGGAGGCGAAGCGCCAGCAGGCCGUUACCUGGAACCAACAUCUUACGACCGUUAUACAACACGAGGGAUACCGGCCCGUCAUUGAGUUGAUUCUCAGCAGGUCUAAUCGGCUUUCGCUAUUCGAACUGGAGGGGGCACCCUCUUCACUGGACAAGGCGACAAAUGAGACACACCUCAGUGAAAGGGCCCGCUGGCGCCGGUCCAUCUACGAGCGAGCGGAUACUUUGUGCCAGGUCCCGACUGAACGCUACGACAUGACCUAUUUCUCACGCGUGGCACAUUACCCAUCUAAACGAGCGACCAGGACUCGCGAAAUUGUCACCUUGCUCCGAGAGAUGCCCUCCGAGAUUAACACUACCAAAGACCUUGCGAGAAUCCUAAAGCAGUGGCCAUACAUCGGUGGCUACCUCGGCAAAUUGACUCCGGGUGCGUUGCAUGAGAGCUUAUCUGUUGAUCUUGCCGUAGGAUGGGGUAGUUUGGUCCGCCUUUGUAAGGAGUGCACGACGCACGACGCUUACUAUGUCAUGUUCCGCCUGGGCCUGAUGGCAUACGGUGAUCGUGUGGAUAUGACGGUGAUCAGGGUUCUGGCAGCCUUCUUUAUCCUGGAUGAUCUGAAGAGACUCCCAUUACCCCAGUUCGCCUCCUUCGAAAACUUUCAGGACGAGGGACUCCCUGAUUUUAGCUCAAUUCUAGAACAGGUGAGAUUGUUCAAAACCGAAUACAAGCAUCCGACGCAUGGAAAGAGGAAAGGAAAGAAGGCGAGAGCGCGCGCUGAGAGCCCGGAGAUGGAACAGGCCCGGAAGAAACAUGACAUAGAUUCCGGAAUUGCGAGCGUGCAAUUUGCCACUUUUCUCUAUCAACAGUGGCCAUGUGCUAAGCCCUCGGUGGAUGGGUUCUCGUCGGAGUUCUUGGAUAUCGAGGGUGCUGUGAAAGCGAUCAGGCCUGACUGGGAGCGGCAGUACAAGAACAUGCGGCUUACGGACCAGCUUCGAAAUGUGCAGGAAAUUCUGGAUGCCCAUAGUGCAACGAUGAACCGACCCAAGGAUCUUCCACAGCGCUGCCCGUCUAAUGUCUGUUGGUCCCUCCCCAACAGUUCCCGAAAGUCCACGGUGCAGUUAGCACAAGAGCUCCUCCUCAAGCAGGGCCCAAGCUUGGAGCAGAGCAAAACUGCAAUCCCGGGUUUAGCUGUACAGCGGGUCCAGGAGCCUUGCCGAGUUUCAGUAGGGGGUGAAGUGAGUUCUGUGCCUGGGAUCACGGAGCUCGAGCACAUCGUGCAAGGGGUUGCCCACUCGGACUGCUCCGUCAGAACGAGGUACGGUCAAGACCUGCAGCUGAGUAUUAAUGCGCUGAAAGAGAAACACCGACAGCCAGAACGGGGUCAGCCAGAGAGGCUUAACUUUUCCGAAGGAAUGUCAAAAUUCGAUGAUCAGAUCAGAAAUGCUCGCGCAGUCGUAGACGGCUAUUAUCAACAGAUCCGUAACACGCUCUCAGCUGGCGACCGGAGAUAUCGUUGGCUGCGACAGGGUGGUCUUUGGCCGUGUAUCACCCCCGUCACCAUCUUGCAGCAGCUUCGGACCACUGGUUCUGUUACCUUUGGACCGAACAUGAAGGAGGCCCUGGUCUCCUAUGCGCUUGCCGUUGUCCGGUUACAGCGGUCGGCUCGGAUGAAGGAGCUCCAUGCCAAAGGCGACCAAAGCAGGCUGGAUCAGGAACACCUCCAUCCUUCGCAUGCCAUUUGGGAUUAUAUGGCAUAUCCGGACUGGAUUCUACUAGAAAUUGAUGCCGAUAUGCAGAUCCGCCAGGAACAAGUGACCGUGGCCCUGGAGAUGGUUUCUCCCACCUCGGGCUCGAAUUCCGUCCUGCAAAUGAACAUGGGACAAGGCAAGACUUCGGUCAUCAUGCCGAUGGUCGCAUCUGCCCUGGCUCACGGCGACGUCCUUGUCCGGUUGUUGGUGCCAAAGGCACUCACGACUCAGACGGCGCAGGUUUUGCAAGCCCGCCUGGGUGGCCUGGUGGGCCGGGAGCUGAUCCACAUCCCAUUCUCCCGGCGUACCCCGACGACCCCACACUUGAUUGGAGAAUAUCGAUCCUUGCAUGAAGAGACGCUUCAGAGAUCAGGCAUCGUCUUGGGGGUGCCAGAGCACGCACUGUCCUUUAAGCUGAGUGGGCUGCAGCGCGUUUCGGACAUGAAGAUCUCCGAGGCGGUGGAGAUGGUCGCAAUCCAAGGUUGGAUUGACCAGGUUGGCCGUGAUGUUCUCGAUGAGUGUGACUUUACAUUGUCUCCCAAGACCCAACUCAUCUAUCCCAGUGGCUCGCAGCUCGUCGUGGACGGGCAUCCCGAUCGCUGGGAGGUCAUCAUGGCUGUGUUGGGGCUGGUGGCCCAGCAUCUCCGCGAUCUGGCACAAGAGCUUCCGCAAAGCAUCGACGUAGUGAACAGGGCAGUCGGUGCAUUUCCACUGGCCUAUCUCCUCCGACAAGAUGUGGAGGAGAUUCUCUGCAAGCGCAUUGUGGACGACGUGUGUUCCGGCCGAGGCUCCGUUUUUCCCAUUGAAGAAUACGAUGAAAUGGAGACUGCAAAGAUCAAGCAAUUUAUUUCCGAGGAACGGCUGGAUGCCCCAGUGUUGAAAGACAUCAAUAUCCUGCUAGAAGACGUUCCUCGGGCCCGGAAAAAAGCUUCCCUCUUACGGGGACUUCUGGUACAUCGGAUUCUGCUGCUGUGCCUCAAGAAACGAUGGAAUGUGCAAUACGGGCUCCAUCCGAAACGAGAUCCCGUGGCAGUUCCUUUUCAUGCCAAAGGCGUUCCAUCGGAUCAUGCCGAAUGGGGUCACCCUGAUGUGGCUAUCCUGUUUACCUGUCUUGCUUUUUACCACGAAGGCAUGAACCAGGCACAAACCCGGCAGUGCCUUAAGGCCCUCUUGAGGUCGGAUGAUCCUGCGACAGAGUACGAUCGAUGGACUCAUGCAUCUUCCGCGCUUCCGGAAGGGCUCCGGCACUGGAACCUCAUCAACGUGGACGACCAGGGGCAGGUGGCGGAGAUCUGGCAGCACCUACGGUUUUCGACCACGGUCAUUAACUACUUUCUCAAGAACUUUGUCUUUCCGGUCCAUGCCAAACAAUUUGCCGUCAAACUCCAGACGUCUGGGUGGGACGUCCCUUUUUUUACGAACUCUACCGAGGGUUCCCCAAGCCGACCUAGUCGCGCCGGACUGACAACGGGGUUUAGUGGGACGAAUGACAACCGCAGACUGCUGCCUCUGACGAUUGAGCAGCAUGACCUGCCGGAGCUGUUGCACACCAAUGCGGAAGUUCUCACGUACCUGCUGCAGAAACGCAACCGGGAAUACCGACUUGCCGUCACCAAUGGCAGGCGCUUAUCGGAAGAGGAACUCCUGGUGAAUCUGAAAAGCAAGGGCAUCCGCGUUCUCAUCGAUGCGGGCGCGUUUAUUCUCGAGAUGGACAAUCGGACGCUGGUGAGAACGUGGCUGGAGAAGGAUUCUCAGGCCCAGGCUGCGGUGUACUUUGGAAGGGACAACAAAGCCUGGGUCCAGUACCAAAGCGGGCGCAGCAUCCCCCUGAUCGCUACCCCA